Molecule: messenger RNA, 3084 nt
Organism: Rotaria sp. Silwood1
Lineage: Eukaryota; Metazoa; Rotifera; Eurotatoria; Philodinida; Philodinidae
Source: the annotation of a GenBank genome assembly
AUGCGUACUGAUUCUAAUCAUGAAGUUGGUAAAUUAAUAAAUUAUUUUGAAAAUUUUAUUAAUGAUUUAAAUAAAGAUUUAACACACAAUUCAAAAAUCAAUCAUCAUCAACAACAAAUGCGUGCAAUUAGUCAAAAUACAUCUGAUUUAUCAAUAUCAUUUACUGAUGUUUUUCAACCAAUAUCAACUAUACUACCAACAAUAAUUGAUGAAGAAAAUAUUCAUCACACAAGACGUGAUCGAACAUUUUCAGAAGAUAUUUAUGAUCGUUUGACAUAUCAAACAUUACUUAAUACAAAUUCAUAUUCAAGUCAUGAACAAUUAACUCAAUCAUCAGUAAAAAGUACAAAACGACGACAUCAUUUUAAUAAUCCUACAAAUAAAAAACGUUUAUAUCGUCGUCGACCACCAAGUUAUAUUAAAGAAUUAAAAGCUUAUUUAGCUCAUCGAGAAUCAUCAUUAAAUGAUAUUGUUAAAAUAUCUGAUGUUAAAAAAUUUAGUAAUGUUCUUGUUUGGUUAUCAAAUCAAACAACAUCACCAUCUUUAAUUGAAACAUCAACACCAAUAUCUUUAAUAAAAACAGACAAUACAGAUAAUAAUAAUAAUAAUAAUAAUCAUUUAUCAUCUAUUACUACAGAUUCUGUUAUUGCUAUUACACAAGAUAUUUCACAAUCAUAUUCAGGCGUGAUAUUCUUAAACUAUUUUUAUCCUCUUGCAACAUUUACUGAUGAAACAAAUACAAGUAAAUUAUCAACAAGACAAUCACUUACUUAUUAUACUUAUAAUAAUAUUCCAUGGAAAUUAAAAAUUCGAAAAGAGGUAUUUUCACCUGCUGAAACAUUUGAACAACCACUUCUAAUUGAAUUACUUUAUUUACAAAUUGUACAUGAUAUAUUUUCAUCAGUAUGUGUUCGUAUAAGCGAAGCAGAACGAACAAAUAUGAAGACAUUUCUAUCUUCUCACGGUGUUGCAACUAUUGGUGAUAUUAAUUUAAUAAAAACGUCAUCAGCAAAGAAAGAUAUCAUUGAACAAGCACGUCAAUGGCCAAUAUAUUUUUGUCGACUUUUUCCGAUUACUACUAUAAAAUCUCAUUUAAAUGAAGAACAAUUGCUAGGUAUAUCACAUUCUGGUAUUCGAUUAAUUAAACGAAGUCAAACAACAACUAACCGAGACACAUUACAAGUACUUGAAACAUUUCCGUUUGAAACAAUCCAAUAUGUUUCGGCAAUUCGAAAUGGUUCAUCUAUUGAUUUAAGUUUAGUGAAAAAACGUAUUACUAUUUGUUCACAACGGAAAUUAACUCUACCUCCAUUAUCCAAUACAAGUGAUUUAUUUAAAUCAUCAAGUCAAACUAGUUUAAUGAGUUAUAGUCAAACAUUCAGUGAAUUAAUUCCAUCAACAUCAUUAGAAAUUCAUACACCAAAACCGACUAAAAAUGAUAUUAUACUUCCAACUUUAUCUGUAUUACCAACAGGACAUUCAAUGAUGGAAUUUGCUCUACAAAAUUUUAAAGUUCCAAAUAGACGACGAUCGAAAAAAGGUUGGAAAACAUCAGAAUGGACGUGGCAAGAUUAUGCUGAACUUAUUAAAUGGUCUAAAAGUCCAAUUCAAACACCACUUCUUCGACGAUCAUCAAACGAUCCCACUCGUAUUGUACGACAAUGUUUUCUUUCUAUUAUGCGUUAUAUGGGUGAUUAUACUAUGACACGAGGUCAAACUGAUAUUGAUUGUCUUAUCUAUCUUCUUAAAAAUACACAUAAACAUCGAACGUUAAUUGAUGAAAUUUUAUGUCAAAUUAUAAAACAAUUAACAGAUAAUAAAAGUAUAAAAAUUGAUAGUGUACAACGUGGUUGGAAAUUACUUGCAAUUGUACUUAAUUAUUUUAUUCCAAGUGAACAUUUACAACCAUAUUUUAUAAAAUAUCUUCAUGAUAAUCGAAGUAAAAAUGAAAAAUUAGUACAAUUAUGUUUAAAUCAUUAUGAGCAAACAUUAAAAUAUGGUGGACGAAAAAAUACACCAAGUAAAGCAGAAAUCGGUCUUUUAGCAGCUAAUGGCCAAAAUGGAGGAAAAAAUCAGACAUUUUUAUUACCAGGUGGAUUUUCAUUGACUCUAUUGGCAACACCAUCGAUGGUAAUGGAUGAUUGUCUUAAUUUACUAUGUGAACGUCUUAAUAUAUCAAAUACAUUAGAAAAUGAUGAAUAUUCAAUUUUUAUUGUGAUUACCUCAGGACAUUCAUCUCGUUUAUUAAAUCCAGCCGAAUAUCUUUUUGAUAUUAUAAGUGAAUGCGCUCGAGCAAAUAUAAUUGAUUUUCAUUUGAUUAUUAAACGUAUGCUUUGGUUCAAUAUUCCAUUCGUAUUUAAUAAUAAUAAUCAAUCAGAAAUGUUCAUUAAUUUUAUGUAUCAUCAACUUAUACCUGAACUACUCGAAGGAACAAUGAUCAUUCUAAAUAAUAAUCAUCUUUCUGAUAAAAUUAUGCAAGAAAUUUCAUUAAUGGCUGCUCUUCAAUAUCGUGCUUCAAAUAAAAUUGGUCUACCAUCUAUGAGAGAAGUUAAACAUCUUCUUCCAGCAACGGUAUUAAAAUUAAAAAGUGUUCGUCCUCAAGAAUGGACAGCAGCUAUUCAUGACAGACUUUGUGCAUUUGUUGAAUCAAUGUCAACCAUUGAAGCGAAAAUUAAAUUUUUAAAUCUUAUAAAAACAUGGCCGUUAUUUGGUACGACAUUUUUUACUGUUCAGUCUGUUGAUGAUCCAUCGAUUCGAUCACCAUGUUUAAUUGGUAUUUACAAAAAUGGCAUUUUGUUUCUUGAUUUAGAUACUCGAGAAACCUUGUUUACAAUUCCAUAUGAUAAUGUCGUAUCAAUUCGUCGUCAUCAAGCAACAAUCGAUAUAAAGUAUGGUAGUUUAAAUCAACCACAUAUUCUUCAAUGUCAACUUGAUAGAGCUCAAGAUCUCGUAGCAUUAAGUGGGCGUUAUUUAAGUUUGAUUGGUCGAAGUUUAACAUCAGCAUUGGAACGAAAGAGUGAUACUCAGCAAAUACAUAGAUCAUUAACAUCGACAUACGAUGAUCCGAUUAGUACACUAUUGUAA